Messenger RNA from Fusarium redolens, 3856 nucleotides. Its product is annotated as heterokaryon incompatibility protein-domain-containing protein. The record is from RefSeq and is a predicted model, not a curated record. The transcript has a single exon. NCBI's taxonomy places the organism in Eukaryota, Fungi, Ascomycota, Sordariomycetes, Hypocreales, Nectriaceae. Gene Ontology annotation, molecular function: protein binding. Bases 6 to 3800 code for a protein of 1264 amino acids.
CCAAAAUGUCCUCACCAGAAGAGAUCGCAGGGAAAUGGCUUCUCAGCCUCUGCAGCCGAGAACCCUCCGCAGAAAGAGACCAGCUCCUCACACACCUCGAGAAAAUAAAAUUCGAUGAAUUCUUCACCCUGCAUGGUCGAUCCCCGGUAUUUAAGGAAUACCAUGUCGAAGCCGUGCGCAGAUGUCUAGCCAAAGAACUGAGGGUGGAUUAUACCCUGGCGCGUGCACUGUUAGAGAAGGAUGAUGCGGGGGAUUUGUUUGUGGGAGAGAGGGAUUUGUUGCAGGUUGCGAUUAAGAGGGCCAAGGUUGACCCGGGGUAUUUGGGUGAUGACCCAAAGAAGUCAAAUCCCGAGCUUUUGCAUAUGGUGAAGUUACUUAUGGACCAUGGGGCGGCGGUGAAUUGUUUUGAUGAUGAUGGGUAUUCGCCGCUUGUUUACGCCUCUAUCUUGGGAUAUGAGGAGCUCUUCCGUUUUUUGAUCAAGUCUGGAGCGGACAUUUCGACGGUUCAGGAGCGCAGGCCUCCAGAGCAGCUUGUCAAAAAGCGAAAGUCCGCCAAGGCUGGAGAGACUGUGGAUCCUGCAGAAGAUGAGCCCAAGGAACAGGUAACCCUUCUUCAAGUUACCCUUGACGCCUUGAUCUCCCCCCAAGAGAUUGUCGACAUGACGUGGGUUGGUUGGCCUCCUGGUGUAAACUUCGACAAACCCUUAUGGGAUCUUGAUAUUGAAGCUACCUGGGGCGGCAUCAUUAUGUAUUUGCUGGAGCAGGGGCUUUCAGGUCCGAAAGAUGAUCCGGGGUUAGUAAUGAUGCUUCAUAUUGCUUGUCGCAAGGGAUCGCUGGAGUUUGUGAAGAAGCUCUUGUCUUAUGGUGCUGCUGGUGAUGUCGCUGGACCUAGAAUGGUUGAUGGAGGACAAGGUGAGGGCUCGUCCUUUGGAACAGCGAUGCACGCUGCAGCCGCAGGACGCAAGAUUGAUAUCGCUUUGGCCUUGAUAGAACAUGGCGAAAGUGGAAGCUGUCGUCGACCAUGCAUCUUUGACUACGGAAGUACAAAGGGAGAGUUGACGCCUGUCCAAGUUGCGAUAGCAGCAGAUCGCUUUGCAGACGAUGAGGCUCUUCUCGAAUUCUUGGAAGCGUUCAUGGCACACGCGAACGAUCUUGAAAGUUCUGACUACCAGGCAGCGCUGAAACAUUGCGCACAGAACAAUGAGCUUGAUGCAGCCAAGCGGCUUCUAAACCGGGGUAUACGACUCGAAGAAGUACCAACCUGGGUUUCAGGUGUUGAUAUGGCGAAAUUGCUUGUUUCUUAUGGUAUCACGCUUGAUCCAGGGGCGUUGCAGGAGAAGGCCCUAAAGAGAGGAAGGUUGAAUCUCCUGCGCUGGUGCGUAAGCGAAUACGGUGCAUCACUACCCGAUGAUCCCAAGUCGUGGGGGCAAAUGGUAACGUGGCUUCUCUCAUCUGGAGGUAUGCACCUUGAUCAAGCAAGGUAUCUUAUCACCGAGUAUUCGGGUCCGCAUAUCGACACGGUUCUUAUUUCAAGGCGACGUCUUCAUCGUCAUAGUCUAAAACCAAGGAAGACGAGUUGGCUCCAUACUGCUAUCCUGAAUGAUAACUUGCCGGCUGUUCAGAUGCUGUUGGAAGCUGGGGCUGAUAUUACUUGUCCUGGUUUACCUGUUGAUGCACCCACUGCAAUGAGGAAAGGUGGUCGAGGGCAAUUCGGAGAUAUGGCGGAGAGGCUUGAGAUUGUGGUGAAGUUGGAGGAGAAGCUAUCUGGUAAUAAGGAGUGGAGUAUGCCUUCUUAUGAAGAGGCGAGAAAGCGUGUUGUGCAGACAGUGGCGGCUCAGAGGGGAGCUUGGGAUGAAAAAAUAGAGAGUAUGGUCAAAAGCAGACAGGAGGUUCCUUACGCAACUCCGCAGAGAGUGGAUGACUCAGUGCCAUCUUCUCCUUUGGGAGUCACUUCUUCAAUAGACGUGUAUCAGCCUCUGAGCAGCAGCAGCUCCUUUCGACUUCUCGAACUCCUCCCAUCCAGCAAUCGGACAGACCGUCUCGUCGGACGCUUAGUCGACAGCGAUAUCACGUUUCAACCCGACUACGAAGCCCUCUCAUAUGUCUGGGGAGACAUAACACCUGUCAGAUACAUCAACCUGGGUGAUCAAGAUAUCUCAAUCACACCAAAUCUCCACUCAGCACUUAUCCACCUACGAUCCCUGGAUACCGUUCGAACACUUUGGGUCGAUGCCUUGUGUAUCAACCAGUCCGUCCACGGCGAGCGAAACCAACAAGUACGCAUCAUGGGUGAUAUCUACAAAUCAGCACGGCAAGUUGUAGUAUGGCUCGGCGACGCAGCUGAUGAUUCUCAUCUCGUUUUCCAGCAUCUCAACGACGAAAGUAUACAGGACUCAUUUCCAAACUAUGCAACGCCACCGGAAGACAAACGCCGGGCUUGGAGCGCCCUUGUCAAAAGACCUUGGUUCUAUCGCACAUGGGUGAUUCAAGAGAUCGCUCUUGCUAAACGAGCUGUUAUCAUGUGUGGUGAAGACUCCACCGUUUGGAGGAAUGUUGAUGCGAGUUGGAAACCUGACUUUUCGGGUGGUGGAAAAGAGUUGUCGACGGUGAGAAGCUCGCCUGGACAUGAAUCUGAUCAUCCCAUUGAGGGAUUCGAUCCGGAUAGGCAUGCUUGGAGACUGAGACUCCUCGAAUUUGGGAGUGAUCCUAUGAGUAUUCUGAGGUAUAGUCGCGUUUGCCAGACUACUGAGAUUCGGGAUAAGAUCUAUGGUAUUCUGGGUUUGUUUGAACCGGGUUUCAUACCCGUUGACUACGAUCUCCCGGUAGAGGAUAUCUUUCGUCAGUUCACACAGGCUGUGAUUGUACUCACCAACGAUCUUCGCAUCCUCAAGCACCUUGGUGUCAAGCGUGUUUAUCCCAAUCUUCCAUCCUGGGUCCCCGAUUUCAUAGACACUUCGACCAAGAGCCUCCCUGAAAAUUCAUGGUACGCACCGUAUCGCAAAGACGCGGAAGAGAAUUACGAUGUUCGAUGUGCGGAUGGAACACGGCUUAGUUUUCCUCGUGCUAGUCUCGGGAGGGAGUAUCUCCCAGGAUUGGCAUUUUCUAAACAUGGGAGUUUGACUAUCAGGGGAAAGAUGGUUGAUGCGAUUCUUGAGGUUGGCCCUGAACUUGAAGACGGAAUUGAUCAUGCACCGGGAACCGAGAGCUUUUCGAGGGUGUUGAAAGAGUGGGAGACUCUCGCUGCGAGACUGAUUCCGGAGUGGAAGGCAUCUGAAUCUUCAGUUACCGAAGCUUUUGCAGCGACGCUUGCAGCAAGUCAUGACUCUGAACUUUUCAGCGUUGGCGUUGGUUUCACACAAUGGUAUCGACACUGCGGCACAGGUAUCCUCGAGUCAACAGAUCCAUCUAUGUUUCUCCGUAAUCACGAGUUCUAUCUCUGGUGGUUAAGCGUCGGGAAGGAAAAGGAAGAUAAAGACGCAAACUCAAGUUCUGAAGAAGAAUCUGACAAAGAAGCCGAGGUCAUAGGGUAUGAUCUCAAGGAGUUUUCCGAAAAGUUCACCAUUGCAAGCUACGGUCGAUGUCUUUUCACGAGUAAGAAGGGGUCUUUAGGACUUGCGAGUCCGAGGGCGAAAGCUGGGGAUCGAGUUGUUUACUUCCCUGGUACAGAUGAACCGUUUCUUUUGAGGAAGAGAGAGGGCGAGGGGUGGAUGUUGGUGAAUGAUUGUUAUUUGUAUGGCCUUGAUCUAGAUAUGCUGUUUCAUGAUGCGGAGCAUUUAGUUGAGGAUUUUGAGAUCUACUGAGGAGUGAGAAGUUAGUUUAGAGUAGCAAGAACAUCUUGGGGCAGCCAAAUCUCAAC